AUGUCGAUGACAACUGUGGACAUCCUCACCUUAGCUCUCCCAGUACCUAAGACUAGCUAUACUGGCGUGAGUAUGUACGUCGAUGAUAAAGGAGUUGCCAAGAACCUUCCUGUGAAUGUACGGGCUCAAGGGCUGACUUCAGCUUGUGGCCUUAUCGGUAAUCAAAUUAGAGGAGAUGCGUUCGUCGGGAGGAUGUACGAUGAUGGGAAGGACAAGUGGUUCAGUAGGAGGCAGAUGGACUUUCGCGAGUCGGACCUCAACUCUGGUUUAGAGUGGAUUGCUGCAGCGAAGUCCAUUAACAUGAGACAGGCCGGUGAUGAUGGUGUGAACUCUUUCAUCAAGCCAUAA
Messenger RNA from Perkinsus marinus ATCC 50983, 348 nucleotides. Its product is annotated as MYND finger domain protein, putative. The coding region runs from base 1 to 348 and encodes 115 amino acids. The transcript is spliced from 4 exons. NCBI's taxonomy places the organism in Eukaryota, Perkinsozoa, Perkinsida, Perkinsidae. The record is from RefSeq and is a predicted model, not a curated record.